Trypanosoma theileri is the source of this 1980-nucleotide messenger RNA. RefSeq names its product putative surface protease GP63. Gene Ontology annotation, molecular function: metalloendopeptidase activity. The transcript has a single exon. Gene Ontology annotation, biological process: cell adhesion; proteolysis. Gene Ontology annotation, cellular component: membrane; cytoplasm. The coding region runs from base 1 to 1980 and encodes 659 amino acids. The record is from RefSeq and is a predicted model, not a curated record. Lineage: Eukaryota; Euglenozoa; Kinetoplastea; Trypanosomatida; Trypanosomatidae.
AUGACCCGACAGAUGCACGUCUCACUGUUUCUCCUGCUGCUGUUGUUUCUAUUUGUACAGCUGUGCAGCACGAGUGGAAUCCUCGCUGAGUCGUUGACUGGAGUUGUGCUGCAGGUUCCCCGCAAUGGAGAUGACGCAUCGCAGGCGUACACCGUCGCCACAGAGAACCGAAAGUUUAUCCGCAUUCAUGCCUCCUACGAGGACUUGACCAAGGGCAAGUACUGCAGUAAAGUGGGAGAGAUGAUCCAAAACUUCCAGGGCGAAGAUGUCAAGUGUGAAGAUGGUAAUACUUUUACCGACGAGAUGAUCUCCAAAUAUAUCAACACCAUUAUUCCUGCUGCUAUUAAACUACACGCGGAUCGUCUGCUCGUUGACCCCGUUAGUAGUCCAUUGGUUGUUCCUGCGUUUAAAGAGGACAGUGUUUGUAAGAACUUUACUGUUCCUGAGAGUCAUCAUAAAGAAGGUGUUAGGGAUGCUGACAUGGUCCUCUAUGUGGCUGCCAGAAAUUUGAAGGAGUUUGGUGUUAUUUGCGCCAAAAAUGAUGAUGGCCGACCAAUUGCUGGGGCGAUAAAUUUUUGUCUAUACACGAGGAGGUCGCAACAGUUUUUUGUUCGUAGUGCCGCACACGAGAUUGCCCACGCACUUGGAUUUGACUAUGAUGUGUUUGUGAACAAUAAUAUGGUGGCUGAGAGCGCAUUUGCCGAUGGAAAAAAAAAGCGCAUGCUGGUGGUGUCAAAACAAACGAAGGAGAAGGUACAGAAACACUAUGGAUGCGAUACAGCUCAGGGCAUGGAAUUGGAGUAUGAAAAAUGGGAAAAAGGAAAGGUUUCAUCACACUGGAACUAUCGUGUUGCAAAGGAUGACCUGAUGAGUUCUUCGAUUGCUGAGAGCGCCAUGUACUACAGCGCCUUGACGAUGGCUGUGUUUGAUGAUCUACCAUAUUAUUCUGCUAAUUGGGGCAUGGAGGAGUCGAUGAUCUGGGGCAACAAUUCCGGUUGUGAUUUGCUUGAGAAUAAUUUCAACGAUACAUUCGUUGAUGAAUAUCCCAACAUGUUUUGCAAGUUGCUUGGGGGUCCGUACUUUUGCACAAAUAAUCAACUUGGAUUUGGGAACUGUGAUUAUCAAUUUCACUACUAUGACUCUGAUGGUGAAGUAAAUUUUGCCCCUAUAUUGAGCAUUCAUAUGUAUACCUUACACAAUUUUCGCAUAUCUACGAUGUGUAACGACCAACCACGGGUCAAGGUGACUCCGUCGAUUUUUGCUAACGACUCAGUGUGUUUGAAUACACAACACUACAAGGGAACUAUUGAAUCAAAUUUAGGAAAUAUGUAUGGUAUAUGUGCACGUGUUUCGUGUGAUGAGGGUAAAGUGAGGGUGAUAUACGACGAAAGUGAGGAUUGGCAAGAGUGUCCGGAAAACACUUCAAUGGAUGUGCAACCCUCAGGAUUCAGUACCACCAUCAGCGUACAGUGUCCCAAGUACAGUGGGGUGUGCAUCAUCGCCCCUAACGGCAGCAGUCGCCGCCCGAUGGUGUACCCGCCAGGGUAUGAAGAAACUACCACGGCUCCGAACACUGGAGAAGAAAAAUUCAGUGAAAAACCAAAUGAGACAGUUGAUGCAGAAAGUGAGAGUACCAACAGUAAUUCUGGCAGCAGGCCCUCGCAGGGUGGUCAGGGUGCGGACAACACCACUAGCGCCGAGAAGGCUCUAAGUGAAGACGUUGGUGCCUCUUCUUCCUCUUCCUCUUCCUCUUCCUCGUCGUCAUCUUCGUCGUCACGAUCUCGCCGUAACAGUGAGACAGAUGCUGACGUUCCGCCGACGACUGAGGGAAAUACAAACAAGGAUAAUCAUACAUCUCUGCAAGUGCCAGGGGAGCUUUCGAUUCAUGUGGGUAUGGAUGGCACUCCUGCUGCAGCCUGUGUUCUCCACGCUCUAUUUCUGCUGAUGGCUGCUGCUGCUGCUUUGGCUGUGCCUCUGUGA